GCCUGGCUUGUAAAAACUGGAGCAAAAACAUCAAUACUGCAACGCGCAACGGCUCUGCGACGCGUGGAGCGCAGCCCUGCACGAUUUGAGCAGGCCUGCGUGAGUUUGAGCACGCCUGCUGCAGCGCUGCGGCCACAAUGGUCGACUACUCCAAGUUCGACGGCAUCGCGGACAGCGACGAGGAGACGACGGAACCCAUCGAGCUCGGCACGACGCGCGAAGCCGGCAACGCAUUGUUCAAGCAGAAGAAGUACGCCGCGGCCAUCGCCACCUACUCGGCGCUGCUCGACGACGCCGACGACGACGAAAAAGCUCUCUUGUUGUGCAACCGCAGCGCGUGCUUAUUAGCCGUCGACAACGUGCUGCAGGCGUCGCGCGACGCGAAGCAGGCCACUGCACUAAAACCGCAGAGCGCCAAGGCCUGGUAUCGAUUCGCGACGGCGGAAUUGAAACGGAAAAGCUACAAGAACGCGCGCAUCGCCGCGGCGAAGGCCCACGCGUUGGAUGAUUCAGCGGCGACGCGGGCCCUCCUCAAGAAGUGCAAGGCGGCGGGCGCCGAGCUGUACGGCGAAAAAGUGAAAGCGCCGAGGCCGUCGCCGACGCACGUCGAGGCGCAGGCGCGCGACGCGCAGCUGGCGCUGGAGCGAUUAAGAAGAAUGGCCCGGGACGCCGCUGACGGCAAGGACGCGGCCCUCCAGGACGCGCACGGCAUGUGCGUCUACUUCACGAAGCUCGCUUGCAACAAGGCGGAUUUUCGGGAAAUGAUCUUCCCGGGCGAGCCCCCGCAGCGCUUUGACGAUAAUGACCUGCCGGGCACGCUCUGCGAGUUCCUGAAUGACGAGCGCUACGCUUCAUCCAUAAAAAAGCGGUGGCCGUCUGUAUUAAGGAAGGCGCACACGGUACUGGUAGGAGCGAAGAAGCAGGGCGAGGAUGCGGGCGAGACGAUGCCGCCCGAGGUCGAACGGGUCUUGUGGCCGCAGAUCGUCGCCGAGGCCUACGCGCGCGAAUUCCAGGAGUGCGCCCACGAAGGGACGACGGAAAGUGUGGUGGAGCUCCCGUCGUCCGUCGAAGCGCUGCCGCGCCAGGCGUGCCGGGCGCUGUCCUUGGACGCGGACGCGGACACGUGGGGCGGCGUUGGGUGCGUCGUCCCGAAUUACCUGGGCAAGGACUGGCACGCGGCCGUCGCGGACGAUGUGGCUCGUUUAAUAGAGGAGAGCCAGACAUCAACAAAGAAGACGCGGCGGCUCCAGCAGCUCGUCUGCGAUGGGGAUGAGCCCGGUUCGUUGGCGUCGCGCGGCGCCGUCGCGUGGCUCGACCCGACGGAGCUCGACGCGGACUUCCCGGCCCUCGCCGAGCUCGCGAAGAGGCUGCGGGGCCUGCCCGAGGCCUUCGCGCAGGCGGCGGCAUCAAAACCCGACGCGCGCGAGGUCCGGCCGCUGCUCGAGCCCGCCCUACCGAUCGAGUGGGAGCCGUGCGCGGCCCUCGCGCCGCCGUCGAAGGGCCCCCAGCUUCUUGUUUUAGACCCGGACCACGUCGUCGACAACAACUUGUUUCUCUGCGACGGCGACGGAGACGGCGCGCGGCCGCUCAUCUCGGCGCUCUACUUCGUCGACGGCGGUGACCCGCGCGCGCAUUUGUUAGAUCCGGACCCGAAGGCGAAGCCGCCCGAAACAUUGGGAGGCGACGUGGUUUUGAAAAGGGCGCCAGAUGGUGACUUCGCGCACGUCGAGCCGCGGGCCGACGCGCUCGUGCUCUGGCGGUCGAAGCUCUGUUACCACGCGCGCGAGCCCGUCAAAAAGGGGUGCCGCGCCGUCGUGCGCCACUGGGUCUUCGCGGCGCCGGACGUCAUGGAGCGGAACCGCGACAAGGCGGCGGCCGCGUGA
Pelagomonas calceolata is the source of this 1883-nucleotide messenger RNA. The record is from the annotation of a GenBank genome assembly. Lineage: Eukaryota; Pelagophyceae; Pelagomonadales; Pelagomonadaceae.